Molecule: messenger RNA, 1332 nt
Organism: Drosophila obscura
Lineage: Eukaryota; Metazoa; Arthropoda; Insecta; Diptera; Drosophilidae
Product: aminoacylase-1-like
Exons: 4
Coding region: 63-1268 (401 amino acids)
Biological process (GO): amino acid metabolic process
Cellular component (GO): cytoplasm
Molecular function (GO): aminoacylase activity
Source: RefSeq, a predicted model, not a curated record
AGAGACACAUUCGGUGUCGAACACUGAGAGCGUUUACAUCGCUUCGAGAGCAUCGCCUCAAUAUGAGUUUGGAAAAAUGGGAGAGUGACGAGGAAAUUAAAAUAUUUCGGGAAUAUUUACGAAUUCCUACCGUGCAUCCAGAUGUGGAUUAUACCGCUUGUGUGGAGUUCCUGAAGCGUCAGGCGAGCAGCCUGAAUCUGCCAGUGGAUGUAGUUUAUCCUUCGCUGCCUUCGAAGCCUGUGGUGAUCAUCAAAUGGGAGGGCAGCCAGCCGGAGCUCCCUUCGAUCAUUUUGAACUCGCACACGGAUGUGGUGCCCGUCUUCCCCGAGAAGUGGACCCACGAACCAUUCAGCGCCGACCUGGACUCAGAGGGAAGGAUAUACGCCCGAGGUACGCAGGACAUGAAGUGCGUUGGCACCCAGUACCUUGGUGCCAUUCGCGCCCUAAAGGCCAGUGGAUUCCAGCCCAAGCGUACUCUGUACGUAUCCUUCGUGCCAGAUGAGGAGAUCGGUGGCAAGUUGGGAAUGGCCGAACUAGUCAAGACCGAGUACUUCUCAAAGAUGAAUGUGGGCUUCAGCAUGGAUGAAGGAGCGACUAGCGAGACGGACACAUAUCAUUUGUUUUAUGCCGAACGUUUGCGAUGGGCAUUCAAAAUAAAAUUCAACGGAACUUCUGGACACGGUUCCCUCUUGCUGCCAAACACCGCGGGAGUGAAGCUCAACUACGUCCUGAAUAAGCUGACAGAGUAUCGCACCUCCCAGGAAGAUCUUCUGGCAAAGGAUUCGAGCCUGAGCAAAGGUGAUGUCACUACGCUGAAUCUCACUCAGCUGAGCGGCGGAGUGCAGAGCAAUGUGGUUCCCCCGUUCUUCGAGGCUGUCUUCGAUCUUCGCGUGGCCGUCACUGUGGACAUUGUGGCCUUCGAGAAGCAGAUACGAGACUGGUGCAAGGAGGCUGGUGACGGCGUUGAACUUGAGUUCAUCGUACAGGAGCCAUACGUGGCACCCACUAAGCUGGAUGAGUCAAACCCAUUUUGGGUUGCCUUCAAGUCAGCUUCGGAUGAACUUGGAUUAAAGGUCCAUCCCAUAGUCUGCCCCGGAGCCACCGAUAGCCGCUACAUUCGCCUGAAAGGAGUCCCUGCCAUUGGAUUCUCACCCAUCAAAAACACCACCAUGAGGAUCCACGAUAAUGAUGAAUUUCUUCAGGCGGAUGUAUACUUGAACGGCAUCGAAGUAUACAAGAAAAUCAUACCAAACCUCUCUAAUGCCUAAGAACAUUUUCCUGAUCCCAAGCGCCUACCUCGUUCUUAAUAAAGAUUAAUCUUAUUUCCACCGA